UUGAUCCACUCCACAUAUCGCACCAUUCUCCCCCUCCACCGACGCUCCACCCCUCUGGGCCCGUCUCCACUUGCGGCGGCUUGUUUGCCCAAGCAAUAGCUGUAUUGGUGGUGUUUCUUCAGUCUCCGACUGAGGUCUGAGGCCUGAGGUCUCUGGCUACCACAGCCACAGAUUAGCCGGCGGCGCGUAAUGGUAGCUCUAAGUGCACGCAGCUGUCUCUUUGAAGUACAUUUUGAUUAAUUAAUUAAGCUACUCAUACUCAUACUCAUACUCAGACGCGUAUAAAAUGUCCAAUAAAUCUCUUUUUGGGGGCGACCUCUUGCCAUGUGGUCAAGUCCAUGAGGAGUCCAUCCAUAUCCACCUAUAAAUGGCAGCGGCACACGCUUAACGGUAAUUAGUUCUCCACUCAAGGGACCAUCAUGCGCAUCUCAAUCAGAGCCGCUUUAUAUCUGGUACUGCUCCUUUGUCUGAGUGGGAGCCACAGCCAGAGCCAGGCAGCCACAAUCCUGCAUGGCAAUGGACACACAGCCAGCGCCAUCUCCCACCAGAGCUUCACACGACUCUCGCCAGCAAAGCCAUCGCUAAUCCUCCAGCAGCAGCAGCAGCAGCAGCAUCAACAUCAUCAACAGCAUCAACAGCUGGUGGAACAGCCCACACUGCGCAUCGUUAGCUACCACAAGGAGGAGCAACCGCAGCAGCACCUCGUGUCCAUCCAGAGCACAAGCCCAAGCCCAAGCCAAACCCCUGCCCAUCUCACGUACUCCGCCCGACCAGUUGUCCAUCAGAUGCUGCCACGGAUUAAGCCCGUGCGGAACAUAAGCUUUGCCUCCCUAAUCCCCGGACCACGCAGCCUCUCGGCGAGGACCUACGAUGAGCACCAGAACCUACGACUAUUGUCGUCCCCAGUGUAG
This is a messenger RNA of Drosophila persimilis, 911 nucleotides long. RefSeq names its product E3 ubiquitin-protein ligase TRIM33. NCBI's taxonomy places the organism in Eukaryota, Metazoa, Arthropoda, Insecta, Diptera, Drosophilidae. The record is from RefSeq and is a predicted model, not a curated record. The coding region runs from base 420 to 911 and encodes 163 amino acids. The transcript is spliced from 2 exons.